CGUGACUGCUGUUACGUCAGAGAGUCCUGGACCUUUAGCGGGAUGGUAUCUAGCCGCUACCGAUCUGGUCGUGUCUUGAAGUGAUGAUAUUCAGAAAAAGCAGUCAUGGCUGCCUUGUACCAUACUUCAUAUUCUGAGGAAAGGCUGAGCCAAGUGAGAAAACUUACAUUAUGUCGGGAAUCUCAAGUAUCAACUUUAUUGGCCAUAUUUGGGGAGCGCUCACACCUCAGCUUUCCCUCCAUAUUUAUUUACGGACAUACUGGAACUGGGAAGACCUAUGUUCUUCAAACUAUGUUAAGUGUGCUUGAGCUCCCUCAUGUAAUUGUUAAUUGUGUGGAAUGCUUUUCACCUCGGCUGCUGUUUGAACAAAUUCUGAACCAGCUGCACAACCACUGCCCUUCUGCAGAAAACGAGUAUUCUUCCUACGAGAGAUGUGACACAUUUAAUGAAUUUGUUCGACUGUACAAAAAGGCAACAUCCAGUCACGAUCUGCAAGAUGAAACGCUUUACAUUGUACUCGAUAAAGCAGAACACCUGCGAGAAAUGGACGCAAACCUGUUGCCAGGCUUUCUUAGACUGCAAGAACUUACUGAGAGCAACAUGACUGUGAUAUUUCUGAGUGAAAUUGUUUGGGAAACUUUUCGUCCGAACACUGGGUGCUUUGAGCCACUGACUUUGUAUUUCUCUGAUUACAGUAAAGGGGAACUUCAAAAGAUUCUGUCCAGUGAUUAUCCUGACGAGUACGCUGCUGAUUUUUAUGCGUCAUACAUGAAUAUACUUCUCAGUGUUUUCUACUCUGUGUGCAGGGACAUAAAAGAACUUAGGCAUUUGGCUGCUCUGAAUUUCCCAAAGUAUUGUGAACCUGUCAUUAAAGGAGAAGCAAAAGAAAGUGAUUCACACAAGCUAUGGAGAAAUAUAGAGCCACAUUUAAAAAGAGCAAUGCAGACUGUUUAUCUCAGGGAGAUCUCUAGCUCGCAGUGGGAGAGAAUGCAGGAGGAAGAUAGGGAAGCAUCACAAUUGAAAGAUUUCAUCUCUAGUGACACUCCAGCUAUUGACUCAAGUGGGCCAUGAUGACCAGCUUGAUGGACCAAAGUAUAAGUGCACUGUUUCAUUGGAUUUUAUCAGAGCUGUGGCACGAACUGUGAACUUCGAUAUUAUUAGGUACUUGUAUGAUUUCCUGUGAAGACACCACUGCAGUAACAGCCAUAUAAGGCUUACUUUUCAUAUGAAGCUUCCUGUAUUGCCUUUGUAGGAAGUAAAUGAUCCACCAAUGAAGAGCACUUGAAACUGUUACAUAUGUUGUACUAUGUGAUAUUCACAUAUGGAUGCAAUAAAGGUUUACUUGAUAUA
Bombina bombina (fire-bellied toad) is the source of this 1350-nucleotide messenger RNA. It is a transcript of the gene ORC5, whose product is annotated as origin recognition complex subunit 5. Gene Ontology annotation, cellular component: nuclear origin of replication recognition complex; nucleus. Gene Ontology annotation, molecular function: DNA replication origin binding. Gene Ontology annotation, biological process: DNA replication; DNA replication initiation. The record is from RefSeq and is a predicted model, not a curated record. Lineage: Eukaryota; Metazoa; Chordata; Amphibia; Anura; Bombinatoridae.